Penicillium diatomitis is the source of this 1068-nucleotide messenger RNA. Its product is annotated as hydroxymethylglutaryl-CoA lyase. The record is from RefSeq and is a predicted model, not a curated record. Gene Ontology annotation, biological process: ketone body biosynthetic process; L-leucine catabolic process. The transcript is spliced from 2 exons. The coding region runs from base 1 to 1068 and encodes 355 amino acids. Gene Ontology annotation, molecular function: hydroxymethylglutaryl-CoA lyase activity. NCBI's taxonomy places the organism in Eukaryota, Fungi, Ascomycota, Eurotiomycetes, Eurotiales, Aspergillaceae.
AUGGCGACUCGCGCCCGUCUGCGUACGCUCUCAGCUUUCAGAGCACCUCUUCCCAAACGCUGCUACUCUACCGAAUCGCGGUUAGCCUCGGACCACGUUCGCAUCGUCGAAGUCGGUGCACGCGAUGGACUACAGAACGAGAAAAAGUCCAUUUCAAUGGAGACAAAGCUAGAGUUGAUACGAAGACUGGCAAAGACUGGUGUCACCACUAUCGAAGCGGGCUCUUUCGUCCCCGCGAAAUGGGUACCACAGAUGGCUAGCACGGCUGAAAUUUGCGAACAUCUCUUGACGUCACCUCCAGCUUCGCAAAGCACAAUCGCCUACAAUUACCUGGUUCCCAACAUCAAGGGAUUGGAGAGUCUUGUGAAGAUCAUGGAGGCUAAGGGAGUAUCGGCUGAAUCAUCAAGCUCCAAUUCGCAAUCAGCAACCACUACGGAAGUGUCCCUGUUCGCUGCAGCUACAGAGUCUUUCUCCAAGGCCAACACCAAUUGCACCAUUGCCGAGUCCCUGGAGCGCAUCAAACCCAUUGUUGCUCUAGCGAAGAACAAAAACAUUCGUGUGCGAGGCUAUGUCUCGGUUGCACUCGGCUGCCCCUACGAGGGGCCCGAAGUGAAUCCGUCAAAGGUGGCCGACAUCACCGCAACCCUACUUGAGAUGGGAGCGGAUGAGGUGUCAGUGGCUGACACCACUGGGAUGGGUACAGCGCCUCGCACCCUGGAACUUCUGAAAGCUCUCAAAGCGGCAGGAAUUGCCAACACCGAUCUGGCUCUCCACUUCCACGAUACCUAUGGACAGGCUCUGGUGAACACUUUGGUCGGACUGGAGCACGGUAUUCGAAUCUUUGACAGCAGUGUUGGCGGGCUCGGUGGCUGUCCUUACUCUAAAGGCGCCACUGGAAAUGUCUCCACGGAGGAUCUCGUGCACACGGUCCACAGCCUUGGAAUGCACACCGGGAUCAGUCUUGAAGAAAUGUCCCGGAUUGGUUCUUGGAUCAGCGAGGAACUGGGCCGAGCGAACGAUAGUCGAGCUGGCAAGGCAACUAUGGCGCGGCUGAUGGAAUCAAAGUAA